AUGCAAAAUAUUACUAUCAACGCACCAAGAAAGAGAAUUUAUCACAAUAUCCUUGAAACCAUUGGAGGUACUCCUUUAGUUGAAUUACAUGGAGUAACAGAUCACCCUUCUAUUAAUAAAAAUACAAAAGUUCUUGUUAAGUUAGAAUGUUUUAAUCCAAUGUCAUCAGUUAAAGAUCGUGUUGGAUUUAAUAUUAUUUAUCAAGCCAUUAAAGAUGGAAGAUUAAAACCAGGAAUGGAAAUUAUUGAAGCUACUUCUGGAAAUACAGGAAUUGGACUAUGUCAAGCUGGCGCUGUUUUUGGAUAUCCAGUGAAUAUUGUCAUGCCAUCAACAAUGUCAGUUGAAAGACAAAUGAUUAUGAAAGCAUUUGGAGCUAAUUUAGUUCUUUCAGAUGGAACAAAAGGAAUGCCAGGAGCUAUUGCAAAAUAUGAAGAACUUAUCAAACAACACCCAAAUAAAUAUUUUCCAGCUAAUCAAUUUGGUAAUCCUGAUAAUACUGCAGCUCAUGUUUAUACAGCAAAUGAAAUUUGGGAAGAUACAAAUGGAGAAGUUGAUAUUAUUGUUUCUGCUGUUGGUACUGCAGGAACUGUUAUAGGAGUUGGUGAGAAUUUGAAGAAGAAGAAAAAAGGAGUUAAGGUUGUUGCUGUAGAACCAGAAGAAUCAGCAGUUUUAUCAGGAAAACCUAAAGGACCACAUGGAAUUCAAGGAAUUGGAGCAGGAUUUGUUACAGAUAUUUAUAAGAAAGAAGUUGUUGAUGAAAUAACACCAAUUAAAACACAAGAUGCAUGGAAAAUGGCAAGAGCAGUAGUCAAAUAUGAUGGAAUUAUGUGUGGAAUGUCAAGUGGUGCAGCAAUUUUAGCAGGAUUAAAAGAAGCAGGAAAAGCAGAAAAUGAAGGAAAAACAAUCGUUAUAAUCUUACCAGAUUGUGGUGAACGAUAUUUAUCAACAGACUUAUAUAAAACAGUUGAAGAAGGAACAAAACAACAAGUAUUAGACUCAUUAUUACUUUAA
Entamoeba nuttalli P19 is the source of this 1011-nucleotide messenger RNA. RefSeq names its product cysteine synthase A protein. The coding region runs from base 1 to 1011 and encodes 336 amino acids. The record is from RefSeq and is a predicted model, not a curated record. NCBI's taxonomy places the organism in Eukaryota, Evosea, Mastigamoebida, Endamoebidae. Gene Ontology annotation, molecular function: cysteine synthase activity. Gene Ontology annotation, cellular component: cytoplasm. The transcript has a single exon.